AUGCCAACUGGCCUCGCUCAAAUGUCCUUUGGGUUCCCAAAGAAGCACAAUUAUUCGCUUUCACACUGGCUGCAGUCCGUCCACGGCGAUGCUCUCUUGGAUCACCGCACAACGCCAGAAUUGCCCCAAUCUGUCGAUAUUGUAAUCAUUGGAUCCGGUAUCACGGGAACAUUGAUUGCGAAGAAUAUUGUGGCAACUUGGCCUGAAAAGAAAGUGAUCGUCCUUGAGGCCCGCCAAUUUUGCUCUGGUGCUACCGGCCGUAACACUGGUCACUGCAAGCCUGAUCAAUGGCGCGGAUUCAAGCGCUAUGAAGGCCUUUUUGGCACUGAGCAGGCAUUAAAGAUUUUGCAGAACGAACAACAAACAUGGUCCGAUUUAGUGCGGUACAUACGAGAAAACGAAGUCGAUUCCGCGGCAAACGCAAAUGACAUUUUUGAAAGCUACAAGGCAGCCGGCGGCAAAGUGGACAACAUCAAAGUUACAAAGGAUCCAAUGGAAGCUGCAAAGAUAUCUGGAAUCAAAGAUGCCCAAGCCUGUUAUGCGUGGUCUGCAUCGACACUGCAUCCCUGGAAGCUGGUGGCACACAUCAUGCGUGACAAUCUCAGGAGGGGAGUCAACCUCCAAACAAAUACCCUAGUUACGAAGAUCACAAAGUCUUUGCGAAAUGAUUAUAGGUGGAUUGUUCAGAGCGAACGUGGGCAGAUCGAAUGCGCAACGGUCGUCUAUGCCACAAAUGCGUAUAGCUCUGCACUUGAGCCCUCUUUGCGUGGUCUCAUUGUCCCAACUCCUCACAUGUGUAACAAGGUCAUUCCGCCAAAGACUAUUCAAGAUCGACAAGGCCUCGAGAACUCGUAUGGUGUGCUGCUGCCGAAGGGCGACCUAUUCUCCAUCAAUCCGCGCAGAAAUGAAGGGUAUCCGGUUCUAUUUGGAGGAAGUAACCCUGGUCAACAUGAGCUGGAAAAAUGGUUGACCGAGAACCCGGAUAGAUGUACAGAUGAUGGGCUGCUAGGAUUUAGAUCCGUGACAGAGGCUGUCCAAGAAUUUGCCGAGGGACAAUUUAAAGAUUGGACAUACGAUCCCCCGGAUCGUACGGAAGCCUAUAAAGAAGCCUGGAGCGGAAUUAUGGGGCUUAGCCUGGACGGGGUGCCUUUCGUAGGAGAGGUGCCCGGGUUGGCCAGCCAAUGGAUUUGCGCAGCAUAUCAUGGACAGUAUGUUAAGAAAGCUUCCUAA
Molecule: messenger RNA, 1230 nt
Organism: Penicillium canariense
Lineage: Eukaryota; Fungi; Ascomycota; Eurotiomycetes; Eurotiales; Aspergillaceae
Product: NAD(P)/FAD-dependent oxidoreductase
Exons: 6
Coding region: 1-1230 (409 amino acids)
Cellular component (GO): cytoplasm
Molecular function (GO): oxidoreductase activity
Source: RefSeq, a predicted model, not a curated record